CGCUGAGUUUGUAACGUUCGGAAAAACUUUUGGAAAAAUUCCAAAUACGUUUCGUGAAUUUAAUAAAGGCAAUUUUCGCAAUAACAGUAAGCAAAGCUACAUACAUACAUACAUACAUGUAUAAGUGAAAAAGGUGUUUUAUGAAAGUGAACAAAGCUUAAUAGGAAACAGAGUUGAACUGAAAUUUAAAAGGAAAAACUACAACUACAGCAACGAGUGCAGAUAAGUUUUGAAGAAAACUAAUUUUCAGUGGGUGAAACAUAAAGAAAUUCACACCAAUGGGUUCCAUACCGAAGUUAUCAAUUUUGAAAGGCCAACAGCAGGAUAUAACGCCACGUCCACUGCAUCGCAUUUUCGAGGCCAACCUGUUACAUCACUCGCACAAAACUGCACUCAUAUCGCACAGCAAUGGCGGCACCACAAUCACUUCCGAAGCCACACAAUGCACUUACAAACAGCUAAACCAGCGCGCCAACCAAUGUGCACGCCUAUUGGUGGCCGACGUAAAACGCAACAGCUUACAACCUAACACAGAUGGCGAUUACAUUGUGGCAGUAUGCAUGGAACCAUCGGAUGUGCUCGUCAAUACGCUGCUGUCCAUUUGGAAAGCAGGAGCCGCAUAUCUACCAAUUGAUCCCAGCUUUCCGAUCACCCGCAUACAACACAUCCUGCAAGAAGCGCACCCCAUUAUGGUGCUAUGCGACGACAAUAUCGACCGUCAACGCUUCAGCGGCACACAUAUCAUUUCCAGUUCGGAACUUUUUCACCGCUCGGCCGAGUUGAGCAACGCGAAUUUGCUGGGCAGCGAAAUGCUCGCCGAUGGUAAUAACCACUUGGCAAUUGUGCUCUACACAUCGGGCAGUACUGGUGUGCCGAAAGGUGUACGUCUGCCGCACGCUGUCAUCUUGAAUCGGCUGCAAUGGCAAUGGCACAAAUUUCCAUACGCGUCGACUGAAAGUGUGAGCGUCUUCAAGACAGCGCUCACAUUCGUUGACUCAAUAUCCGAAUUGUGGGGCCCGCUAAUGUGUGGCCUUUCCAUUUUAGUGGUGCCAAAGAUGAUAACUAAAGAUCCGGAACGUUUGGUGAAUUUGUUGGAAAAAUAUAAAAUUCGUAGAUUGGUUUUGGUGCCGACACUCUUGCGCUCGAUUCUGAUGUAUUUGAAGCUGAACGAUGGAAAUGGGACAAAAUACCAACUGAUACAACGCGACCGACUCUUGUACAAUUUGAAGUUGUGGGUUUGUUCCGGUGAACCAUUGCCGGUUGCACUGGCUACAAGUUUCUUUGACUACUUUGUUGAGGGCGUGCAUACGCUAUUCAACUUCUAUGGCUCCACUGAAGUGAUGGGUGAUGUCACCUACUUUGCCUGCGAAAGCAAAAAGCAGUUGAGCUUCUAUGAGCACGUACCGAUUGGCAUUCCACUCUCGAACACUGUAAUCUAUCUACUUGAUAGUGACUUCCGCCCAAUCAAAUAUGGAGAAAUCGGCGAAAUAUUCGUUUCAGGUUUGAACCUUGCCGAGGGUUAUGUAAAUGGCAGAGAUCCCGAAAAGUUUGUGGAAAAUCCGUUGGCUGUGGAAUUAAAAUAUUCGCGUCUGUAUCGUACUGGAGAUUAUGGCACGAUUCGUGACGGUAAUGUUAUGUAUGAAGGCCGCACCGAUUCGCAGAUAAAAAUACGUGGUCACCGCGUAGAUCUGGCCGAAGUUGAAAAGAAUGUCUCAGAAUUGCCAUUCGUUGAUAAAGCGAUUGUACUUUGUUACCAUGCUGGCAAAAUUGAUCAAACGAUUCUGGCUUUUGUUAAGUUACGCGACGACUCACCGCUACUAAACGAAAUGCAAAUCGAAGCUAAAUUGAGGGACAAACUGGCCGAGUAUAUGGCGCCACAGGUUGUUCUUAUUGAGCAAGUACCUUUCCUGGUCAAUGGCAAAGUAGAUCGACAAGCGCUACUCAAAACCUACGAAACAGCCAAUAAUAACGAAGGUGAUUCCAGUAUAGUACUGGAUUUUGAUUAUUCGCUCGUACCCGCCGAGGUAAAACACAUUGCUCGGGAUCUGUUCGAGACUGUUGGUGGCGUAAUCGGUCGUUCGACACGCACAACUUUAACGCCGCAGAGCAAUUUUUACGAGCUGGGUGGAAACUCGUUGAAUUCCAUUUAUACAGUGACUUUAUUGAGGGAAAAGGGUUACAAUAUUGGCAUAUCUGAAUUUAUUGCGGCAAAAGAUUUGGGAGAAAUUUUAGAAAAAAUUAUAAAUAACCGCAGCUCUUCGCCAAUGGUUGAAGAUUGGACAAAUGCUGCACCACAUCUGGAUAUGAUCGCCGAGCCACUCAGUGAUGCACAUAGGCAAGACGUGGUUGAAAUCAUAGUUGAUAGUUUUUAUGGCAAGGCAGAUCUGGAACAAUGGCUGAAACUGGAUAUAUUCCCCAAUGACUACAGUGAUCUUAUAAAUGACAUCUGGAUUGCCUUGGUGGAGAAGAACCUCAGUUUAGUUGUGCGGGAUAAACGUACAAAUCGUAUUAUUGGUACGGCUCUAAAUUUUGAUGCACGCGCUGAACCCGAAGUUGAGGUUAAGUCCAAACUAAUUAUAGUAUUCGAGUUUUUGGAGUUUAUCGAAGGUCCCAUACGGGACAACCAACUCCCUAAAGGACUCAACAAGAUACUUCACUCAUUUAUGAUGGGCACCAGCUCCGACAUGAGUCCGCAAGAAAAUAUUGCCUGUAUGCAUUUUAUGGAAAACGAAGUGC
Messenger RNA from Rhagoletis zephyria (snowberry fruit fly), 2736 nucleotides. RefSeq names its product nonribosomal peptide synthetase ebony (gene e). NCBI's taxonomy places the organism in Eukaryota, Metazoa, Arthropoda, Insecta, Diptera, Tephritidae. The record is from RefSeq and is a predicted model, not a curated record.